Phoenix dactylifera (date palm) is the source of this 1476-nucleotide messenger RNA. RefSeq lists its product as uncharacterized. Lineage: Eukaryota; Viridiplantae; Streptophyta; Magnoliopsida; Arecales; Arecaceae. The record is from RefSeq and is a predicted model, not a curated record.
UAGAAGUUAGCUCUGAAAGCAACCCAUAGUUAUUGGAGAUAAUAUAGUUAGGUUUUUUUUUUUUACUCUGAGCUUCAAAACAAAGCAAAGGAAAGAUACUUUCAGGAAGAGUCCAACCUGAUCCAAGAGGUUGGCCGGUACCACAUUCCUAACAACCUGAUCCAAGAGGUCACCCCUUUCUCAAAGGUGGUGGUUUAUAAGUGGGGAAAGAUCUUUGCAUUCUUUCAUUCAAAUGGCACUCCCACUCCAAGCGGUUAUCUCUACACCAGACCAUGGGGAAGGUCAUUGAGAUCACAAGAAGAUCCAUUCAUGCUUUCUUCCAGAGCUACCACUCCUUUGCCUCAACUGCUGCCCUCCUUGUCUUCCCUGUCUCUGCGGCCACCCUCCUCUCCCAUUCACUCACUCUUUCCUCUUCCCCGAUCCUCCGAACAAUCUCUUCCCGCCUCCGGUUGCUCUUCGAAGCCGCUGGUUUCCCCGCCACCUCCCAGUUCUUCUCCCUCCUCAACUUCAGGCUCUCCCAGGCCAUCUUAACAUUCAUCUCCACUCUUCCUUUCACCCUCGUCUUCCUAAUCCUCGCCAAAGCAUCUGUCAUCCAAAUCAUCUGGGAAUUCCCCCGGUGCAGGCUCGCACCACCACCAUUCUCCUCUCUUCUCCAUCUUUAUCCCUCCCUCCUGCUGAGCCACCUCUCCAAUUCCUUAGCCAUCCUCUCUGUUAAUGCUGUCAUCUUCUCUAUCCUACUACUAGCCUUCAACGCUGUGGACAUCCUCCAUCUUUCUUCAAGCAACUCCAUGCUGCUACUCUCCGCCACAAGCGCCAUUCUCUAUUCCAUGGUCAAUGCCAACGCCAUGGUGGCCUGCAACCUGGCAAUUGUCAUCUCUGCCACGGAAAACAAUGGUGGGUACCUCUCCAUCCUCAAGGCCCUUGUGCUCAUCAGAGGCAGGACAGCAACUGCCAUAACACUAGCUUUGCCUGCCAGUCUCGGCAUGGCUGCGGUAGAAGCAUUGUUUCAGUGCAGGGUGAUGAGACCAUACCAUCUGUCGGGCAAAUCUAAUCCAUCUGUCAUUUGGGAAGCCUCCUUGAUCACUUACAUAUAUUCACUCCUCGUAGUCCUCGACACGAUCGUCACGUGCAUGUUUCUGAAGAGCUGCAAGAUGGGUGGAGGAUCGCAUUGGCAUGAAUAUGAUUAUCAAACAGAUAGUGAACCAGAAGCCAAAGGUGCUCUGCAAGCUUAAUACCUCUAGAGCUUUCGAUGCAGUUGACGAGAUCCUGCUUCGACUCCUGUUAUUUAUGUGACUGCACGAAUAUAACUUUCAGCUAUGAAGGAGUAUUCCACUGCUUCAAAUGUGCAAGUUCACAGAUAAGGCAUCAAUGCAACAAUGUAUUCUUCCCAGAGAAGAAAAAAAUGUACAGCAAAUUUUAUAAUGAAAACAGGCCUUUUGUAGUGAAGCUCCAAUAAAAGAAUGGAAAAGAUGCCCC